GUCCAAAAUAUUUGGACACCAAAUCAACUGAACACGUGGGCUAUGAUAGCGGGUUUGUUAUAGUGGUGUUUUAAUACAUCUACCCGACGGUCCUUGAAUGCAGCAUUAGGUUUGGGUUACACCUCAAGUGCUUGCAAGAUGCUAAACAAAAAUACGCAAUUUUGGCAUUUAUGGGGAAAACAACGAGUCUUUGUUUAAUAUUGACGAGUCAGGAUGGACGAAGAAGCAAAGACACCAACAUGGGAUCUGUUGGACUUGCCCUGGGAGGAUGUACUUGUCCCACAUAUUUUGUGCUACUUGCCACUUCAACACCUCGUCAGCCUGCAGAGGGUGAGCAAGCAGUUCCACAGCCUCAUCCAGGUGUAUCUAGCAAACUGUAGGACAUUUGAUCUGUCCCCGAUUGGACCAUCCAUUCCCAAGGAAGCAUUUUGCUCCAUGUUAAAAGACAACAAAGUCCUCCACAGCCUGUCCAUGCAGAACUGCUCAGACUGGGUGUCGGACAAGGAGCUGCUGCCAGUGAUCGGGCAGAACCAGCAUCUGCAGCGAGUGGACAUGAGCGGGUGUGCUUGGCUCACCCGACACUCCCUGGUGGCUGUGUCCUUGAGUUGCAUGCACUUGCAGCACCUGGGCCUGGCUCAUUGCGAGUGGGUGGACAGCCUGUCUCUGCGCAGCCUGGCUGACCACUGCGGGGGGCUUGAGUCGAUCGACCUUACUGCCUGCCGCCAGCUCAAGGAUGAUGCCAUCUGCUACCUGGCGAAGAAGUGUCUGAAGUUGAGGUCUCUAUCACUGGCGGUCAACGCAAACAUCACUGACGAGUCAGUGGAAGAAGUGGCCAAAAACUGCAGGGGCCUGGAGCAGCUGGACCUGACUGGUUGCCUGCGGGUCAGGAACCAGUCCAUCAGGACUCUCGCGGAGUACUGUCCCAAACUGCAGUCCCUGAAGGUGAAUCACUGCCACAAUGUGACCGAGUCCAGUCUGGAUCCUUUACGGAAGCGCAACGUGGUGAUAGAUGUAGAGCCGCCUUUACAGAGGGCUCUGGUGCUUCUUCAGGAUGUGCUGGGAUUUGCUCCGUUUAUCAAUCUCCAGAUAUAACAUGAGGGCCAUCCAUCUAUCCAAAUAGAGCGCACAGGUGUCUUUGUCCGAGCAGUCAUCCUCAGCUGCAUGAAAAGACACGUGAGUUACCCUUAAAAAAAAAAGUCUUAACUGUCUCAAGAUAAUCCAUGAAGACCUGGAUGUUUUGCACUCAAGAGACCUCACUUGAAUGUGCUUAAAGUUGCACAUUUAAGAACUCUUUAUUUAAAACUGAAAAAAAGCCAUGAACUUUUGAGGAUUUCUGCCACACGUCCAAAAGAUGUCACUUUUGCUCUUUUUUGUAAAUCAUCGUGUUAUAAGUAAUAAAAUGUCAUAAUGUGGCUUUGUAGAAGAGCUGUUCUAACUUACGUACAGCGAGGCUUGUCUGCCAAACAAAGUACACAAUUAACUUUGUGUAUACAAUAAUAAACAACAUUUAUCUUUAUGUUUCAUUUAGAAACAUUAAAUAAUGUUUGAGUUUAAUUAAACGUUUACUUUUGCAUGUAUGUGUGAGUUUUAAAGGAUAAUUCACCCAAAUGAUCUCUGAAACAUCCUCCGCUUCUUCUACUGCCAUCACAGUACGAUGAAUCUAAUAACAGUGAGUGUGUUUCAGAGAAAAAGCUCCGGCUCCUCAGGAUUAUUCACACACAUCCACUCACAGUUAUUUAGCAAUCUGUUGGCCAGCUUUUGUUUCUCAUGGUCAUAGUUAUGUUAAUACUAUCUGCGUGGCUAGAUGCCGCCUGAGAUUAGUGAGACGUGUGUUUUGUGUUGCAAGAGAAUCAACCCUUUAAUUCACCAUGUUAAUAAAUACAGACACGUCUGGCUCAGCUGAUGUUUAGGAAUUCAUCAUGACCUUUUUCCAUCAAACCUGUAAAAUCUUUUUUUGUAAAAUGUGUCUUUGUGUUGAAUGCACUUACCCAGUUAUACCAUGUAUAAAUUAUAUAUGAAAUAUUAAAUUGUAAAAUGCAAA
Molecule: messenger RNA, 2041 nt
Organism: Notolabrus celidotus (New Zealand spotty)
Lineage: Eukaryota; Metazoa; Chordata; Actinopteri; Labriformes; Labridae
Gene: fbxl15
Product: F-box and leucine-rich repeat protein 15
Exons: 6
Coding region: 214-1092 (292 amino acids)
Biological process (GO): SCF-dependent proteasomal ubiquitin-dependent protein catabolic process
Cellular component (GO): SCF ubiquitin ligase complex
Molecular function (GO): protein binding
Source: RefSeq, a predicted model, not a curated record